This is a messenger RNA of Maniola jurtina (meadow brown), 13199 nucleotides long. RefSeq lists its product as uncharacterized. The transcript is spliced from 31 exons. Gene Ontology annotation, molecular function: serine-type endopeptidase activity; calcium ion binding. The coding region runs from base 306 to 8036 and encodes 2576 amino acids. The record is from RefSeq and is a predicted model, not a curated record. NCBI's taxonomy places the organism in Eukaryota, Metazoa, Arthropoda, Insecta, Lepidoptera, Nymphalidae.
UACACGCGCCUGUUUCACCCGCGACAAAUAAACACGACAAAAAAUGUAGUCGAAUUUCAUACGCGACAAGAACACGCAAGUAAAACGCACGCGAUGGUUCGAAAUCCGAAAUUAUGAAUCGAAUUUUUUUUCUUUCGUCCUAGGUACUUUUGCAUGUUAAGUUUGGGAAUUGAGUUCUUUAUAGUGCCGUGACCUGUGUAAUGCUCGGAAUUUCAGCCGUUGGGCGUGUUUUGUGUUGGAACUGAAAGUGUAAUCACAGAAAACAGCCAUGAAAAAACCAGGCGCUACACACACAACAAAAUAAAAUGACGACAACCAAUGGUAUACUCACUAUGCAAGCACCAAUCAAACGUUACAAUCCGAUCAAAUUGAAAAUGAACAGUAUCCAUACCAACGUCAUAGCAACAGUGGUUAUCCUCGCAUCGUUGCCUUACAUCUCAACUUUAAACCUUCCAAGUGGAGACCCCGCACCGGGACGCUCGCCGGGACCACCUGUCGACGAAAAGUUUGAAUUAGAGACGAAUUUGGGAAUGCCUGAAGACCCAGUUUACGACGAAAUGACGACGACUGACGAUGUUCCAACCACUAUAAGUGAAGCUAGUGUUAGUGAAAGGACGGUUGAUGGUUGCGCGUACGCACACAUUCCGAGUGACAGUGACGAAGUAGUUACGUUGAGUGAAUGGAAUAGUGAUGUGAAUUUGACGGUCAGUCAUUCGGUGUUCGAUAGUGAGGAGCUCGUGAAAGGAGUUAUAUAUGAUGUUCACCUUCAGUUCGAAGACCCAUCACUUAGAGACUACGUUCUCUACUCCAUCGUGGGGAACUUCAUCCGAGGCAACUUCACUCCAACCAGCUUCGCCGAAAGACCUUGCAGGGAUGAGGAGCCCCUACCAUUCUUCAUACCGAAACACGAAAGAACAGUGCAUAAAGUGUCAUGGCAUGAUGAGGACUAUAGUAGUGGUUUUAGGACAAACAGUGAUUUAGAUGGGUAUUACUUUAGGCCGAAGUUCCGGCGAGUGGAACGGUCAGUGUUCAAGUUUGGGAAGAGGUACAGAUAUGUGCCAGCCAGUAUCGUGCGGGGACCACUGGGCGAGCGGCCAGGGGUGCUGCUGCAUUGGUCCCUGACGGACACCUCGCGUUUACACAGCGAGGAGACUAGUGUUGUUUUUAGGUUACGUUAUAGAAAAACAACGAGUGCCACCAUAUACCAAGUGUUCUUUACUAAAACUUUAAGACUAGAUUGUGCAAUACACGUAAGAGCGUCGCGAUCGGGACGCGUGCAUUCCGGUCACCUGCCCAGGACACACAACUGCCGCCUGCUCUUCCCUCCCCCCUCACUCAACUACGCCCUCCUCGUCGACCUCCACAAACUCAACGUACCAUGCUCCAGCGGCUCCAUAAAGUUCGCCCCAAACUCCCCGACAUUAUGCGGAAAGCUGGAACAAAUAACGCCACCAAACAGAAGAUACAUCUACCAAUCGUCAAGCAAUCCAGAAAUAGAACUCCACGGCCGACCUACGUUCGCCGCGACCUACCGUCUAGUUGACCAUUGUCACGAUGUUCUCUUGACGGGAAGAAACGGCUCGUUCGAAGUCGGACCAACCACAAAACUGUUCUGCUCCUACAAAAUCCAUUUGCCCUACGGAAAUAGGGUAGCCUUACGCCUCCAAAUGGGCACAGGAAAUGGGCUCAAAAACACUGAUAGUUCUAAUAUAAUUCACGAAGAUUCCCACACAUUUUGCAAAGGGAUGGAAUUAAAUUUAGUUGACGGAGACUCUAGGUGGAAGCAUUGCUCGCAACCUGGUGAUCCAUUGCGUAGUGUUCAAAUAAUUUCCGAGAGAAACUCUGUUAGAUUAAAUAUUAGUAUAUUGGCGAAGAGGAAUUCGUCCGCCAUGUGGUUGAAAGUCUGGUGGAUGGAUAAACCAGUGGAAGACAUAAUUGGGCACUGUGAAUAUGGAUGGGUGAUUUCAGGGGAUUUUUGUAUAACAGCUGUAAGAGAAGGGAAGAAGGCUUGGAGGCCAGCGGAGGUGGAAUGUGUCAGAAUGGGCGGCCAUCUGGCAAGCAUACUGAACGAGCGUCAACAACAAAUUAUGGACCAACUACUUAUACACGCACCUGGCGCUGGAAUCGAAGAUGUCUACUGGAUAGGAGCAACGGAUGCAGUUCACGAGGGGGAGUUCCGAUGGUCCGACAACCUUCCUUUUUCUUACGCACAUUGGUUUCCCGGUUGGCGGAAGCACGCUGGGCAGCCGAAUGACGACGGCACCUCAGGCCAGGACUGCGUGGAGGCUCGGAGAGAGCUGCCUCCCCGCCCAGCGCAUCCCACCUUCCUGUGGAACGACAGGAGCUGUCAUGAGCAUAACUACUACGUUUGUGAGAGGCCUGGUGUUGAAGAUCCUUAUAAAGCCUCGAAAGUGCAAUGCAACGAGUCGAUAGUGCUGUCCCACUCGCACCCGCACGCUACAAUCUCCAGCCCCGGGUUUCCUCGCCCCUACCCGGAUGACGUCAGCUGCGUCACUGAGAUACGAGCUCCUGCCGCUCAUACGAUACGACUCCACUUUGAAGAGUUGCUGACUGAGCAUGAACCACAUUGCAGCUACGAUUACCUGGAGAUCGUAGAGUCAGGGUUAGACAACAUCACGGAGCACGGCACAGAGGAAUGGGUGGCGCAUGAUCAUCACACCUAUCACGUGGAAAAUGAGGUCUGGGAAGAACUGGAGACGCUACUCCCGGAAUCGGAUGCCGUCAGUGCGGGCUGGUCGCGCGACACUCAUGCAACCCGCGCGCGACGGCUUUGCGGCGACUGGAGCGGCAAGCUAAAGCUGUUGCGCUACCAGUCGCGUGGCCACGAAAUGCGGCUACGCUUCCGCUCCGACCACGCGCGACACUACGCUGGAUACCGCGCCAAACUCACACUGACUGACACACAGACUUGUAUGGACGUGAAACAGGUCCUCUUCAACGGCUACUGUUACCUGUUCUCCGGCUACCCGCAAGCGUCCUGGACUACUGCAAAGCAGGUUUGCGAAGGCUUGAACAUGCACCUAUCAUCCGUCCAUACGCCUGAGGAAGAACGGUUCGUCGUAACAGGGAUAAGACAAAGCAGCGAUUACAGCGCUGGAUCUGUGUACUGGUUGGGCGCUCGUCUAGAGCCCAGCGCUGAACUGGACUGGAUUGAUGGCACCACAAUGGACUACCAGGCCUGGCCGCCGUAUAAUGAUACUGAGGAGGUGGUGGAGGACGCUUGCUUGGGUGUACAAUGGAAAACAUCUCCCGUACCAUCACAACCCAGCGGCUUGUACUGGACUUUACACAAGUGUACAGCCACCGGAGGAUACGUGUGCAAGCGAAGACUGAACUCUGAACAUGUGCUAAGAAACAACACCGUAGAAGGGUCAUCAGGAGUCCUAACAAGUCCUAACCACCCCGGAAUAUACGACACUGACCUUGACUAUUGGGUACACGUUAAGGGACCUCUCGACACUCGUCUCGUGUUCGUCUUCACUAUCAUCGACUUGGAGUACCAGAACGACUGCCUUUAUGAUUUUAUUGAGUUACGAGACCGUAAAUUUAGUUCCAAAUCUGCAAGAUACUGCGGAUCCAUGACAGAAACCAGAUGGGUAGCAACAAGCAACGAAGCAAUACUACAUUUUCAUUCCGAUUUUAAUGUCCAGGGUUCGGGGUUCUCGGUGAACUGGCGAGCGGUGGAGCUGGCGGGGUGUCCGUCACAGACCUUCACUUCUAAAGAGGGAAUUUUGCACAGCCCGAACUAUCCACAGUUUCUGUUGCCGGAGUUGGAUUGUACCAUUGACAUUUUUGCACCUGCUGGAAAGCGAGUAUUUCUGAACAUCAGUUUUUUUGACUUCGGCUACGGAUCCUUCGAGAAUGGUGUACCGGUCAACGUAACUGAGGCAGUAUCCGAAGAGAACUUUCUAGAAAUUCAAGUAGAUUCGCAAAGUCCGCCCAUUCGACCAUUUCUGAACGCGAGGAUUUUAAACAACGGUUUAUUUGUAUCGCAAUCUGAAAUCUUGAGGUUGAGGCUGAGAACUGGAGAGAAUGUGACGGGGGUUGGAUUUUUGGCUCAUUUUAAAACAGUUUGGUACGUAAACGCAUCAAACGUAGUGAAACUGAGAGAGAAUAGCCGUGGAAAGUUAGCAGCUCCAAACUGGCCCGGUGCCCCGCCAUCGCACACUGCAUUACGUACAAGGCUGUUUGCGCCCCACGGACACACACUAUCUGCGGCAUUUGCACGAACCACUCUCGUACCUAGUCAGAGUCUGUGGCCGUGUGGACAGGGAAAAGGAUGGAUUGAGGUAAAAGACAGUUACACGGACAACAACGGGACGCAAUGGACACUCUGCGAGGUGGUGAAGAGCAAACGGAAACUGGAGUCCAACGCACCACUGGUGAUCAACUCAUAUCUACACUCCUUGAUGGUGACGCAUCACACCGGCGAACGAGGCAUGAGCCUGGACGUAUCUGUGAUGGUUAAUUUGGAUGCAGAGUACCACAGUAAAAUACUAAUGCUCUCUGAUGAGACCAACUUGGAGUCAUGUUAUCCAAACCCAUGCUUGCACGGAGGACGUUGCGCUGCGGAGGACUCGAAGAAUUUUUGUCGGUGCUCAGGAUAUUAUACUGGUGUAUUUUGCCUCCUAACCGCUUGUGAGCGUUCUCCAUGCGUCUUCGGGAACUGUUCCCUAGUGAUUGGCGGUGGAGAGGAAGACGGCUUCAGUUGCUCUUGCGCUCGUGGCUGGAAGGGGAAGCGGUGCGCGGACAGGAUACGACCUUGUGCUUCCAGACCUUGUAACAAUAGAGGGGCGUGCGUCGAACGAGAUGGGGCUUUUUUGUGCCAAUGCAACCCUUCUUGGAAGGGAAAGAGAUGUGAAGUACCAAAUCCUACGCCAAACAUCGUGGGUCUCGGGACAAAGAUGAUGCAGGAACCAUUCUGGCUGGGUUUGUUCGCGGUGUUUCUCGUUCUCGGCUUCAUCGGGCUAAUCUGGUGCGCCAAACGGCAUUUCCCAGAGAAAAUCGAGAAACUUCUCGCUGAAGAAGCAGACAGAUGUGCACGACCUCGGGUGGAGGCGCCGCACCGCACACUGUUCGCGCGGCUCGGUAUCCGCAAGCCGUCCGUGUCGGGGCUCGCGCACCCGCGCGCGGCCCGCACCUUUAGUUUGGACGAUCUGUUAAAGCCGCCGCCCGGACGCUCGCCAUCCCCACGUAAAAAACGCAAUAACUCAACUCCUACAAAGAAAAAUGCAGCAGAAAAGAAGCAAAUUCUACAGCAGCUUAUUAGCCCAUCGCCCGCUAACGAUCAUUCAAAGAAAAUAACUAUGGGAGAAUUGAUACAGAUGUCCGAAAAAAGGACUUUGAGUACGGUGGAAAGUGCUCCAGCCUUUGUAGAGUAUGGAGUAGAUAAUAAAGACACUUCGUUUGCUAGUGAAGGAUCUUCCCCGUCUACUUCGCCAUCGAUGCGGCAAAUUUCCGAUCCUAAAAUGGAGAAAAAAGUUACAUUCGCACGAUUAAUGAACAAAGUGUCCGCAGAAAUGAGCUCUAGCUCUGAGGUAGAUAUGGUUAACACUAUAGCAAUACCAAUGGCAGUGAUAGCGAAUAGAACAAUUAAAACUAAAGCAUCUAGCACUCCGCCGUCACCGAAUGUGGAAGUUAGAUCCCCUCAUAGUACGUCAAGUAAUCAAGGAAGUGAUUCUAUGUCAAGUCUUGACUUAACAUUAGCCCAUGCUGCUUUGAAAAAGUAUUCUAGAACCCCAAAAAUCUCCAGUGCAGAUUCGAUAUUGGCUAUGUUUCGAAACUUCUCUUCAUCAUCAGCGGCGAUCAUAUCACGAGCAUCCUCGGGUGGAAUAUCAGCCUCAAGUACUCCCACAGCAUCUUCACCGCAAGAUGACACCGUCGAUGGCGAUGAUUUAUCUAUUGCUUCCUCUCAUAUACCUUCGUUAGCGCCUGACUCACCUGUUCUAAGACCUCAUAAUACGAUUGAAAUACAGGUCGUGGAUCCCCUUAGUUCUCAUAAACCAGUCACUUCUGGCAACCUCCUACAUCCCCCAUCUAUCCUCCUCGAAGUGCCUAGCAGUAUCAAUAAAUGUCUAUCCCCCAUACGAGAACUACCGACUCCUUUGCCAACCCCCCUUCCAACCCCUUUACCAACUCCUUUACCUUCACCUCGAAUGCCUCGAGCGAAGAUGGAGUCUGAUGCUAAGAGUGACUCCACUGUUACAUUUGUAUCGCCAAGUGAGGACGAGUUAGAUGAUAUUAGACCAGAAAAAAUGGAGAGACCGACAUCGGGAUUAAGAUUAAAGCUUAGACAACCAGUUGUAUGUUCAGAUACUCCAACGCCGUCCACCCACGUAACUGACUCUCCGAGCCCUAGCUGUACUCAUAGUCAAGACUCCGAGCGCGAAAUGUCUUCCCCUUCACCCGCUCCGCCUUCUUUAAGAGUUCCUGUCCUUACUAUAGAACGAGCGUCGCCAGGAUCGCCCCCACCUCGAAGAACGCCUCCACAUUUAGACUUCCAACCUCCUCCAUUAAUAACUGUUACGUACAACGCUAGCGAAGAAUCUGACGAACCACUAUCUCCAAGACCACCUCCUCCAACAGCGAAUAUGUGCUAUUUGAGUCCAUUCUCAAUGUCAGCGAGAGGAGAAAGAGCUCCAUCGGAAUCAAACUUAUCUUCAUCUGGAUACAGUUCUAUGGCGAGUCCUGGACCUUCGAGAUGUGGGUCAAGUAAUCCUUUGUGUCCAUCUGAAAUGGAGGAUCCAGGUUCUGGGGGCGGCCCGUCUUGUUUUCAAACUAGAAGGAGACCUCUUAUGAAAACGAAUUCAAGUCCAGCUACGUCUAAUGAUGGUGGCAAUGAACGAAGAAGAGGAAGAUCAGAUUCCGAAACUCUCUCAGAUGAUCCAUUGCUAGAGUCAAAUGAUGAAGGAAUAGGAACGGAUGAGAGAGUGGAUGAUGUUCCUUCCAGUGCAAAAGAAAUGGAGCAUUUGGCAGCUUUAAAAGAAACUUUGGAAAUCCCAACAGCAAGUUUAUGUUCGCCCAGUGGUGUCACAAAAUGUACAAUCGUGAAGUGUAUUAGUGUCGAACGAGGUUUGGAUGAAAAGGCUAGCCUUAAACCACCGAUUCUGUUCUCGGAUUGUAGUCGCCCUUUGAGCCCUGUAAGUUCGAGAAGCGAAAGUCCUUUAAGCGACAAGACUGGACUGGGAAGAUUUUCACCACAAUUUUAUGGAAGACAGUUGCCGUUUACGGAUUCAGAUGGGCUUUACGACUUUCCUAGUUCGGAAUGCGUAAAAGGGGGUAAUUGUAAAAGCGCUAGCAGUUCCCACAGAAAAGCCGGUAGAAGAAGAGACAGAAGAACAUCAAGAACAACGUCACAUGAAGUAACAGGAGCACCGAAAUCUACUUUACCUCAUAUGCCACACUCGAUGCACAAUUUAUUGGAGGUACCCUGCUGUACUCAAAACCGCGGUCGCAAGGGUGGAAGACGUAGGUCCAGAUCGCAAGCACCAGCUCUAGCAACCUCUUCCUCAUCAGAAGAGUCAGUGUCCAAUGCCUCAAUAGCGUCCGUAGCUUCUGCCCGGGAAUUCAGAUUACCAGAUUUGGAGAUGCAGCCAGAACCGACCAGGCUGAAGAAACCGCUGAGAAGACAAAAAUGCAGGAGCUCUGAGGACACAUCGUCCAAGAUUUCGUCCAAUUUGGAUCUCACAGAAGACUCACGGAAGCCAGUCAAAGUUAGCAAGCUGCGGACGAUUGGGAAUCAAAUAAGAUUCCUCCGCCGUUUAGAAAGAAGCCUCAAAAUGAAAGAAAACUACCCGGCGAUAUCCGACGACGAAGGCGACGAGUCCUCCAGUGUGACCUCACCUCUACUCCAAGGGAGGAAGGAGCUUAGCCGAAUGCCUUGCCACGCGAUUUCUGCCCCUCUGUUAAGUGCUGCAAGGCCGAAAAUCACGCGGCAAAGGAGGUACGAUAAGUCGUUAUUAAAUGAGGAAACAAGGACGUUAAGUGCUGCCGCUGGACACGAUAACUCAGAUUAGUUUAAGAUCACAAAAUAUGCCUACGUAUCUAACAAAAAGUUGAUUUACCCCGUUUUGUAUGGAAAACCAUAGACUUAUAAAAGGAUAGAUUGGUCACACAAAAAUGUCCCUUAAAUGAUAGGCGACACUGUAUGUACAUGCAAUGUACACUACAUUAUUAUAAACAUUGUAUGUGCAUGGGCCUUAUGAGACCGAGUGCGUUAUGUUACAGCAACGGCGAGCAAUCGGGCAUAAUCUAUAUUUACCAUUUUUUAAGCGUGUUACAUUAAAAGUAUACAAGAUUCUAAUCUAAUGUGAUAAUAUAAUGUAAUAUAAUAAUAUUAUGGACACGUAGUACAUUUGUUGUUAUUAUUAUGUAGUGGAAAAACGUGAUUUUUACUAUAUUACCUAUAUUGUAAUUCAAGGUUAGUUCUCUUGAAAAAUUUCCAAGCAUGUAAACUAUUGACCAAAUGUGCAAUUACUGAGUCUCCAUCUUCCCUGGGUGAACCGUGCCCCAGUGGUCUAAACUUGGGUCUAAAGUACUCCGGGCGCCAUGCCCAGUGGAGAUGUCACUUCGAAUCCUACCGUUUCCACAAUUUUUGAUAAUUAAACCAUCCUUAAAGUGUAGAUAAAACACAAUAACACAAAUAAAUAAUUUUCUUUACUUUAUUUAAUGUUUUUUAAUUUUUGUGUUAAAGCGGAUGUGAUGUUACGCAGACUAUAGGUACCAAAAUGUUCACCACAUUGUACGUAGGCAAGUACCAAGUAAACAGAUGAAUUAUAAAAAAAAUUAGUAAGAGAAUUGUUUACAGAAUUGGAAAUUUCUAAGCGAACAGGCCUUAUACACUUUCAUUUCCACUUUCGUUACGUUUUGGUGUCUUCAAUUUUCGAUAGUUAACUAAAUUAAUACUUAUUAUUAAUAUUAUAGCUAGGUGAAACUGUGUAAAUAAAUUUCUUAUAGCAAUAAUUUAUUUUAUAGGAUCGUAAGUAAAUAAUUUGGUUUAUAAUGGUUAAGUAGAUAUAGGUCUAGUAUCAACUAUCUUAUGAAUAAUCGUAAACUUUAUUUUCAGUUAGCGUUAAAAGUUACAACAAAUUUUAUUAGGGUUACUAGAUAGCCGGGAAAUUCUGCAAAAUCGCAGAAAACCUACCCGCACAUACCUACAUACAUACAUACAUACAUUUACAUAUUAUACAUCCAUGCCUAUGUACAAAAUAUUUUUUGUCUAAAAUAUCUAUACCUAGAUAUUUUUAAGAUCGUGAAUAUAGCCGAUGCUUAUUGGCUAAUUUUUAAUCCAAUAAUUAAAAAAACAACAAGAUGUGUUUAAUUUAAUGAUUAAGUACUACUUUAUUUUUAACCGAAUUCCAAAAAGGAGAAGAUUCUCAAAUGACCUUCAACUUGUACCUUAUUUCCUAAAUUUUUAGGGUAGGCAUAGAAAUGUUCAGCAGGGAAAUUCUAUUAUUUUUUACAAAUUUCAAACAUGCCAGUAUGUCAAACGUAGGUACCAUGCGAUUGUCAAACUGUUUGAUAUUAUUUAGACAAAAGUACUUCUUACUAAUCGAGGCAUAAAAAAUAGUAGGUAUAAUACAAAAUUGCGUUCCCCUAUCCAGUAACCCUGUAUUGGGCUUCUAACGUGUAUAUGGUAUUUAUUUGAAGUUCGCAUUUUGCUAACUAUAAUUUCUUGUUGAAUACUUAGUCUAAUGUAUAAAAAAGUGUUUUUGUAAAUAUUUUAAAACAUAUUGCUCAAAUGCAUAUUUUGUGAGUUGUCUUUUGUGCACUAUUUGCUACUUUGUAAAUACAUAAAACUAUUGUUUCAUAAUGUAAAUACCGGGAUACGAGAGAAAUCUUUGUUUCUGUGUAAGUAAUAUUUGCUAAAGACUUGUUUACGCUGAUCAUAUACAAAUUGCCAAUCGUUAAAACAAUACGGCGGACAAUUAUUGCACCUCAUAGCAUUUUUUAAAAUAUGUUUAUUAAUACAAGUAUAAAAGGUUAUGCAGAUUAUGCAGAAUGUUCAUAAUGAAUUACAAAACAUUCAAAAAUGUCACGUUUUUAUAGAUUUGGCAAUAUCUAUAUGAUCAGACUUUAAAUUGCUAGUUAGUAAGUUCGAAAACAAAUCGAAAGGCCCAAAAAAAUUGGUAUACCAAAAUGCACAAUUACUAUUAUCUAUUUCUACUAUACAAUCGUAAAUUGUAUGAACUAUAAGCACAUGUUUAACUCUAAAAAAACAUUUUAAAGCUACACAUAUUACAUUUUUUCGCAAAACUUACAUUUUUUUUAUGAAUGCACGAUUAUCAUAGAGACGCAUCUUACCUACUUAAAAAUUUAAACCAUUGGAAUUGAAACAUAAUAAAAUUGAGAAAAUGUGUUUGACUUUCAAUUAUGUAAGUAUUUUAUUUUUUCAAGAUGUAAAUUACAUCAAAAAAGGCCGUGCUCUAAAAACCAUUUCUUGUGCUUUUUUCAGAUGAAUACUAAAAUUUUUUUUUCUUUAUUUGAAAAUGUGUACCACUAGAAAUCUUACGCAAGUAGCACAUCCAGCAAUAAUUAUAUGUGAUCGAAUUGUUCAAAGACUGACGUUUUAUGUGUAUGUCAGUACUUAUAUCUAAGGUUUGAUUUUAUAGAAAUUAGAAACUACAAAAAUACAAUUGUACAGGCAUUUCCAAAUAGAAUUCUGCAGCUUGCUGAGCCAAGAAAAUUAACAGUGAAAACUUUGUUUAUACAUUUAUUUGCAAACUUCUAUAAAAUCAAACCUAAAAAUAUUAUCUACUUGUUAGUUUACAUUAAUAGGUACCUACCAAAAAAGGUACAGUGGCUCUAUCAAUAAACUAUUCUUUAUACUACGAGUUACGACCUAUGUAAACCUACUACCUAAAACUGACAGUAGCAGUAUCAAAAACAAAAUGGUAUUAAAUUGAUUGACAUAACAAGAACUAGGUAUUUAACCGUUAAUAAAAUUGCAUUGGAAUUGAAAAGUUAAAAUAAAGUUGCAAGUAGGCUCACUUGAAUUUAAAAAUAAAAAAAUUACAUCAUGUAUGUACGAAUAGGGUACUUUUUAACUUGGCAUUGUAACUGAUUUUAUAUAUAUUUAACACAUCACGCAAAAUAAUGUAUCUAUUUUUCGACGCACCACCACCACCAUCUACCGCACUUUUUAUAUCAAAAUCGGAUUAAUUUUACUCUUAAAUUAUUUAUAAAUACACUAUCAUGGCUUAAGAUUAACCGAAUUAGUGUUACUAUUAAAAUACAUAUAAAAAAACAAUGGCCUGUUUUUGAGACUGAUUUUCUAAAACUUAUUCUUAACAUUGCAAUGUUAUGUUCCAAUACCUUUGCACAGAUUUUUCACUCUUUUUAGCACUAGCCCUCUUUUUGAUAUAUCUACUUUAUUCGUUUUUUUCACAGUAUUUAUUGUAUAAAAAUCCGUUUAUUCGUAAGUUUUCAACUAUUGUUUUGUAAUUAUUUUUAACAUCACAUUUGUAUCGUACUUUAAAAAUCUGUUUCUUUUAUUAUAAAUUUUAUUCAAUUUGAUUGAUUUUAGAGUAAUGUUACUAACGUAGUUAUAGAAAAAUAUAAAAGGAAAAAAACUAUGCAACGCACCUAAAUAUUAAAAGUAAUGCAAACUUUUCAUGCUAAAGCAAUAAAACGCUGUUUUGAAAACACGUAUUUUAUUUAAUAAAAAUGUUUGUUUUAGUAGAAUAAACAAUGACAAAAUAUAUUUUUCCACACAUUUAUUAAUAUUUCUCGAUUAUUAAUAUUAUUAAUAAUUUCCCUCCUAGAUUUCGCUAUUAUUUUUGCACUUUUAUGGAUUUUCAUUUUUUUGUUUUUUUCAAACACUUUCGAAUUUAAAACCCAAGUUAACCAUAAAAUAUAUAUAAUAAUAUUGUAGGACCAUUGACUUAAUAUAAGUUCACUUACUAUAAUAAGAAUAAAGUGCACCUUUAUAGGUUAAGGCUCGCUAAAUAUAAGAACACCAUUAUAAAAAUUCUUUUGAUUCCUUACAGAUUUACCUUAUAAAACUUUGCAAUUUUGAAUUACCUAAGUACAUUCUACUCUAAAUAUAGAAUGCGGGAAUGAGAAAAUUAAUAUUUAUUUGAAAGGAAUCGAAAUAAUUUAAGUACUUACCUAACUAUUUAUUAUUAUUCAAGAAUAUGGGUAUAUAAAAAUAUAUAUGUCCUCCAUAACAUUCGACAUAUUUGGUAUUGUUACAUUAUUUAAAUGAAAGAUAUCUAAAAGGGUAACUUUUGAAUGAGUGCGACGAUCAUAUUUAAAUAAUUUUGUUCUUAACUGCAUUUCUAAUUGACAUAAUAUGGUAGAACUGUAUCUAUUUUUGAAACCCUGCCUCGUAAAGAUGACUGGGUACAGGUCACAAUCGUGCAUAGCUAAAAGUUGAAUAUACUUACCUACCUAUAACAAAUUGUACCUACCUACCUAUAGGUAACAAAUUAUCCCGGCGUAAUAUUCUACAACUAUUGUCACAAUUCGCGUACCUAUUUAACGACCCUUAUUUGCUUUAUCAUUUUAUCUUUACAUUGUUCAUAAUUCUAACAAACAAACUUUCUGAGAGUCCCACUAUUAUAUUUAUUCGAGUUUCAGCGACGGAAGUUAUUCAUACCUAAAUGAUCAUUGAUGAUUUUGGCCAUAAGAAUUCGAUUAUUUUCCAUACUAACAUUAGAACUUCCUGUUAAAAUAUCAAACUUUGAGUUGACGUGUCGAUACUACCAUGUCUCUUGUUAUUUUAACUGAAAGGGCUAUUCAUUUCUUGUGUCAUUUAAACAAAAAAUAAUUACCCGCUAAACUAGUAGGUACUUACUAAAUUUAAAAAAUCGCUGAACUGCCAGAUACCUACUAACGUUACCAACAAAAUCCCCACAUUCUAUUUUCCGUUGAAAACUCAAUAAGGAUGAAAAUAUGUUACCUUCCGAAAAUGUUAAAUAUUAUAAAACUUAAUGACUUCUUUUGACAGCUGGAUGUCUCCAAAAUUUUGUUGCAAAAAUUGCAGAAUCACCCUGCUAAUAUUGCGCGACUCAAUUGAAUGUAGGAAACCUUUUUAUUAUUUCAAUUAUAUUUUCCGCAAUGUAAAUAAACAAGUUUUACUUACAUUUAAACGCAUGUUAUGAUUAUAAUCGUCAUAAUUACCAUCUUGUCCACGGACAUGUAAAAAAACCAAGUAAAAUAAAUUUUGCUUGUUAUUA